AUGAAUGGCCCUGUCCCGGAAGUCGCCCAAAACGGGCGCAACUCGCCGCCACCGGGCCCAUUUGGCUAUGCAUUUCUUUCCCCCAUGGACACUCCCUACGAACAAGCUCCCGCUUUACCUCCAGGUCCCUCUCUCCUUGACGAUAAUGAAUCCAAUAUGCUUGAUAAUUUCUUUACGACUAUGAAUGCAAAUACCUUUACGAAUGAUAUAUGGCUUCGGUCGCAACAAAGUAAGGGUACCGGUCUUUUUGAUUGGACCGAUGAACUACCUCCCACCUUCGAGGGUUCGACAACGUCUCUGUCACAACCUUCAUUCCAGCAACACGGCCUUGGCAAACCUGGUUUGAUAGGAGGUCAUACGGCGGGGCAUGAUAUUUAUGCAGCUGCAUCGAUGCUUUACCAGGGCGGCCUAAAUGGGCCGGAAAUUGGAUCUGCGCUGGCCCAGCAAGCAUUUACAACCCAGCCUCUUCAUGUUAACAAUACCCAUGCCAGGCGCAAUUCCUUACUUGCCCCUAUUCAACAACCCGCUGUCUCAUCUCCUUCUCGUGGCCGCCUCCCAACAGGAUAUCACACUUCUGAAAUGCUCUUUGAUGUUCGAGACCCUAUCCCCGCAGAUCAACAUCCCUCUCGAAAGGCCCGCUCUCUGCAAUGGGGCACAGAUGUUAGUUUUAUGGACCAGGGCUAUGUGGCCCCACCAGAUCAACCUGAUGAAGAGACUCGCACCCGAGAACUCUUGGAUCAUCUCGAUUGCUUUGAACGACAGAAUAGUGCGGUCAACACCCGGGCUCCUAGCCCAGACCAUAUUUCAGGCGGCCAUGCCCACCGCACCAGUAUUCAUGCUUUGGAUUCAGAGGAUACGUCACAACCCCGCAAACGCCAAAAGAUAAUCAAAGAAGACCCGAUCUCAGAUGAAGAUGAAAUAAAGAUGAUUGGUCGCAAAACGCGCACAUCCGGCAGUAGCAGAGGUCGACGGGCUUCAACCAAUGCGAUUAGAAAGUCAAGUAUCCAGUCCAAUAGCAGGGCGCCAAGAGAAAACCUCUCUGAGGAACAGAAGCGAACGAACCAUAUCCUUUCUGAGCAAAAGCGACGCAAUCUUAUUCGUCAAGGCUUCGAUGAUCUUUGUAUCUUGGUUCCUAGCCUCCGAAGCGGUGGCUUCAGCAAGAGUGCUAUGCUUACACAGGCAGCAGAUUGGCUAGAGGAUCUUCUUCGCGGCAAUGAGAUUCUUCAGCGUCAGCUGGCCGACAUGAAAAGCAUUAAUGGUCUUGUGAUGCCAAGAUAA
This is a messenger RNA of Penicillium malachiteum, 1278 nucleotides long. Its product is annotated as basic helix-loop-helix domain-containing protein. Gene Ontology annotation, molecular function: RNA polymerase II cis-regulatory region sequence-specific DNA binding; DNA-binding transcription factor activity, RNA polymerase II-specific; protein dimerization activity. The record is from RefSeq and is a predicted model, not a curated record. The transcript is spliced from 2 exons. Gene Ontology annotation, biological process: regulation of transcription by RNA polymerase II. NCBI's taxonomy places the organism in Eukaryota, Fungi, Ascomycota, Eurotiomycetes, Eurotiales, Aspergillaceae. Bases 1 to 1278 code for a protein of 425 amino acids.